Molecule: messenger RNA, 378 nt
Organism: Fopius arisanus
Lineage: Eukaryota; Metazoa; Arthropoda; Insecta; Hymenoptera; Braconidae
Exons: 1
Coding region: 1-378 (125 amino acids)
Source: RefSeq, a predicted model, not a curated record
AUGACCUUGGCACAUGAAGCUCAGGCUUCAGGAGGGUUGAGGGUCUCUGAGGAGCUUCGAGUAGGACCAUCUGGCAUUCGCAGGAGUUAUUACCUUCCUCAUCAUGGCGUAGUCAGAGAAAGCAGCGAAACAACGAAACUGGGAGUAGUUUUCAAUGGAUCAGCGAUGACCAGCUCAGGGAAAUCGCUCAACGAUAUUCUCCAUACAGGGGCCAAGCUGCAGCACGACAUAUCUGAUGUUCUUCUCUGGACUAGGCAGCACAAGGUCAUCUUCAUGACGGACAUCACCAAGAUGUUCCGUCAGAUCAGAGUCCAUGAAGGCCUCUGCAGCAGAUUUUAUGGACCGACUCAAAUGGAGGACUCUCAACGUAUCAAUUGA